CUCCACAUGCUCAAGGAUGCCUUGCGCAUAACGGAAAUCCGGAGCAGCCAGGGAGUCACUGUGUCGGCAGAGGAAGCUCUAUUGAUGGGUCUGCGCAGACUUGCGUACCCCAAUAGAUGGUGGGAUUUAGAGCCCCUUUUCGGCCGACACGCGUCCGCAAUGUCAAGCAUCGUGAGCAUACUGUUCAAUCAUAUUGACAGCUCAUUCGGCCAUCUGCUGGACGACUUGAAUAACCACAGCUGGCUGCGUCUCAGUGACCUGGAGGAUUUUUCCAAAGCUGUGGAUGACAGAGGGGCUCCCCUGCGCAAUUGUUGGGGCUUUGUGGAUGGCACGGCAAGGCCCAUUUGCCGCCCUUCAGUGAACCAGCGCAUGUAUUUUUCUGGGCACAAGAGGCACCACGCAUUCAAGUAUCAGGCAAUCAUGUGUGCCAAUGGGAUUGUGUGCCAACUUGAUGGGCCUUAUGAAGGGCACAGGCAUGACGCUGGUAUCCUGCGCGACAGUGGCCUCUACGAGAAGUUGGAGCGGCUAGUGCAGGGUAACUCCUACUGCAUCUAUGGUGACCCUGCGUAUCCUUUGCGCCCUCUCCUGAUGAGGCCUUAUGCCGGUGCUGCCCUCACUCGCCAGCAAGAGCUCUUCAACAAGCAAAUGAGCACAGUUCGUCAAGCAGUGGAAUGGGGAUUCGGCAAGACUGUGGCUGAGUUUGCAUUCCUUGAUUUCAAAAAAAAUCAGAAGCUGCUGCUGCAAAACCUUGGGCAGAUGUACCGUGUCGGAACUUUGCUUGCGAACUGCCACACAUGUAUCUAUGGAAGUCAAACUGGCAUGUUUUUUGGUAUCCAUGCACCUGAACUGCACGAAUAUUUGGGAGUCUAAAGGAGUACAAAGAUGAUAUUUGCCUCCUCGUAGUUUUUUUAAAGGGACACUAAACCGAAACAAUAAAUCAGUUUAGACU
Molecule: messenger RNA, 949 nt
Organism: Dermacentor albipictus
Lineage: Eukaryota; Metazoa; Arthropoda; Arachnida; Ixodida; Ixodidae
Source: RefSeq, a predicted model, not a curated record